Messenger RNA from Aspergillus mulundensis, 1551 nucleotides. RefSeq lists its product as uncharacterized. The transcript is spliced from 3 exons. Gene Ontology annotation, molecular function: carbohydrate:proton symporter activity. Lineage: Eukaryota; Fungi; Ascomycota; Eurotiomycetes; Eurotiales; Aspergillaceae. The record is from RefSeq and is a predicted model, not a curated record. The coding region runs from base 1 to 1551 and encodes 516 amino acids. Gene Ontology annotation, cellular component: membrane. Gene Ontology annotation, biological process: carbohydrate transport; transmembrane transport.
AUGACUGUGAAAGCCACUCGGAAUCCUGGCCAUAGUCAACUGGAGGCCGUCCUCCCCGAGACGACAUGGUGGAAGAGUCCUCAGUUGCGCCGUCUCAAUUUCUGCAUAUUGUCCUUGAUCUUUUUCUCCUCUUCAAACGGCUUUGACGGCUCCUUGGUCAAUGGACUCCAAUCGUUGGACAGCUGGAUGGACUUUAUGGGACAACCGACUGGUACCUGGUUAGGUUUCAUCAACGGAAUCUAUAGCGUCGGUGCACUUGUCUCGACCAUUAUCGCAGCUUGGUGCAGUAACAAGUUUGGCCGAAAGCCUUGCGUGUGGAUAGGCAUUAUUUUCAUCCUCGCUGGUUCAAUCCUAGGCGCCGCUGCUCCCAACGAUACCAUCUAUAUUGUGUCAAGGGUGCUCGUCGGUAUGAGUGGCGGCUUCAUAACUAACGCUCCACCACUAUUGUUGAAUGAGAUUGCGUACCCGGCCCACCGGAGUAUAUCAUCCUGUCUUUUCAUGAUAGGGUACUACGUCGGAUCCGUCAUCUCCUCCUGGGUUACUUUCCAAACUCGCACAUACAGUUCGUCUUGGUCGUGGAGACUGCCUACACUGCUACAGAUGCUCUGUCCUCUUAUCGCCAUUCCCGGUUUCCUCCUUACUCCUGAGAGUCCUCGCUGGCUGGUUAGUCGGGAUCGUGUGGAAGAUGCGCGUAAAGUGCUUGCCGAGUUACACGCGAAUGGUGACCUAACUGCACCAUUGGUUACCUAUGAGGUUCAAGAGAUCCGAGAAGCGAUUGCUGCGGAGAAAGAAUCGGACGCCUCGUCAAGCUACUCGGACAUGGUCAAAACACCAGGGAACCGCCGACGCCUUUUGAUCACCGUAACGUUAGGUAUCUUCUCUCAGUGGUCUGGCAAUGGUGUGGUCUCUUAUUAUCUGGCCAUGGUGCUGGACACUGUCGGUGUAACGGCUACAAAAGACCAGCUACUUAUAUCCGGGUGUCUCCAAAUAUGGAACCUUAUAUUCGGCACCAUUGGCGCAUUGCUGGUGGAACGGGCUGGCAGGCGUCCUCUGUUCCUGACUUCUGCAGGCGUAAUGCUUGUCAGCUACAUCAUUAUUACCGGUCUGUCAGGAUCAUUUGCGUCCACUGGCUCUGCACCGAUAGGAACAGCGGUGAUUCCAUUUAUCUUCAUCUACUUUGCGGGUUAUGAUAUAGCUUUAACUCCCUUGCUGGUGGCUUAUCCAACUGAAAUAUGGCCAUUCACACUUCGCUCCCGUGGCCUGAGCGUCGCCUGGCUUUCUGCAAUCGGGGCCUUGAUUUUCAACACCUUCGUCAAUCCUGUUGCGCUAUCAGCCCUUGGGUGGAGGUAUUACUUCGUGUUUGUCGCUAUUCUCAUUUGCUACGCUCUUACGUCGUACUUUUUCUACCCGGAGACCAAGGGAUACACUCUGGAGAAUAUGGCCCUUAUCUUUGAUGGUCAUGACCGGACAGUCAAUGAUUCGGAAAAAGCUGGGUCAUCUGGAGAUGGUGGUGAGAAAGUGCCCGGAACCAAUGAAGUGGAGCGAGUGUAA